Messenger RNA from Sphaerodactylus townsendi, 489 nucleotides. RefSeq names its product sodium/potassium/calcium exchanger 3-like. Gene Ontology annotation, molecular function: calcium, potassium:sodium antiporter activity; calcium channel activity. Gene Ontology annotation, biological process: intracellular calcium ion homeostasis; calcium ion transmembrane transport. Gene Ontology annotation, cellular component: membrane. The transcript has 6 exons. Bases 4 to 489 code for a protein of 161 amino acids. NCBI's taxonomy places the organism in Eukaryota, Metazoa, Chordata, Lepidosauria, Squamata, Sphaerodactylidae. The record is from RefSeq and is a predicted model, not a curated record.
UACAUGUUCUAUGCUUUGGCGAUCGUUUGCGAUGAUUUUUUUGUCCCUUCAUUGGAAAAGAUUUGUGAACGUUUGCAUCUCAGCGAAGAUGUUGCAGGGGCAACGUUCAUGGCGGCCGGCAGCUCUGCUCCAGAACUCUUUACCUCUGUCAUAGGUGUGUUUAUCACAAAGGGAGAUGUUGGGGUCGGAACCAUUGUUGGCUCUGCUGUAUUUAACAUCCUCUGCAUAAUUGGGGUUUGCGGCCUGUUUGCCGGACAGGGUCCUUCUGCAGGGACGUACCAGCCUGGGGACAUGGGGACACCCAUGUACCUGGACGCACGCCUUUUGGCUCUGGGGAGAGCAGAAGCCGGCAUCCAGGGACGCGCGGGGGGCACUCUGCCCCUCCGCCUGGGCUCCCUGCAGCCAGGCCUCUCCACGAAUUCCCGAGUGACAUCUUCACAAACGAGCACCGGCGGCAUGGAGCAGUCCUCUUGCACGCUUUCUGUGUGA